CCAAACGGAACGAAUCGAAGCGGAGAGAGAGUUUUAACCUUAAUAGUGUGAGAGCUACUCGAAACUUUGAUUCAAACAUGAGGAAGUGGACGAUCCCUUCCGUUUUGUUCUUCGUCUGCCUGAUUUUUCUUCUCCCGGAUCAAGGGAGAAAGUUGCACGCGAAUGCGGACGGUAGUUCUGAUGAGGUCGUAGAUCCACCGAAGGUGGAGGAAAAAGUCGGAGGGAUUCACGGCGGUUUGUCGACAGAUUCUGAUGUGGUUCACAGAGAGUCUGAAUCGAUGUCGAAGAGGACACUCCGCAGUAACGCGGAGAAGUUCGAGUUUCAGGCUGAGGUUUCUCGGCUUAUGGACAUUAUCAUCAACUCUCUCUACAGCAACAAGGAUAUUUUCCUGAGAGAGUUGAUCUCAAAUGCGUCUGAUGCUCUUGACAAGAUUAGGUUCCUUUCACUUACUGACAAAGAUGUUCUGGGUGAAGGUGACAACGCUAAGCUUGAGAUCCAGAUUAAGCUAGACAAAGAGAAGAAAAUUCUUUCUAUUCGUGACCGAGGAAUAGGUAUGACAAAGGAAGAUCUUAUCAAGAACCUUGGUACCAUAGCAAAAUCUGGAACAUCAGCGUUUGUUGAGAAAAUGCAGAAAAGCGGCGAUCUGAAUCUCAUUGGACAGUUUGGAGUUGGGUUCUACUCUGCCUAUCUUGUUGCUGAUUACAUUGAAGUUAUUAGCAAGCACAAUGAUGAUAAACAGUAUGUCUGGGAAUCAAAGGCCGAUGGAAAAUUUGCUGUCUCUGAGGACACAUGGAACGAGCCUCUUGGGCGAGGAACUGAGAUUAAAUUACAUCUUAGAGAUGAAGCUCAGGAAUACCUAGAAGAGGGAAAACUUAAGGAUUUGGUGAAGAAAUAUUCUGAAUUUAUCAAUUUCCCCAUUUACUUGUGGGCGAGCAAAGAGGUUGAAACUGAGGUCCCAGUCGAAGAAGAUGAAUCGAGUGACGAGGACAAUGAAAUCAGUUCUUCUGAAGAAGAGAAGGAAGAAGAUGCUGAGAAAGACGAAGAUGAGGAGAGUGAGAAAAAGCCAAAAACCAAAAAGGUGAAGGAAACAACUUAUGAAUGGGAGCUUCUGAAUGAUGUCAAGGCUAUAUGGCUGAGAAACCCGAAAGAAGUCACAGAGGAAGAGUACACUAAAUUUUACCACUCUCUCGCAAAGGACUUUAGCGAGGAGAAGCCUAUGGCGUGGAGUCACUUUAAUGCUGAAGGUGAUGUUGAAUUCAAGGCUGUUUUAUUUGUUCCUCCUAAAGCUCCUCAUGACCUCUACGAGAGUUACUACAACAGCAACAAAGCAAACUUGAAGCUAUACGUCCGAAGGGUCUUCAUUUCUGAUGAGUUUGAUGAGCUUCUUCCUAAAUAUUUGAGCUUCUUGAAGGGUCUUGUUGAUUCCGACACAUUGCCUCUCAAUGUAUCACGAGAAAUGCUUCAACAGCACAGCAGCUUGAAGACAAUAAAGAAGAAGCUUAUCCGAAAGGCGCUUGACAUGAUCCGCAAGCUUGCUGAAGAGGAUCCUGAUGAGGCUCACGACGAAGAGAAAAAAGAUGAUGUCGAGAAGUCAGGUGAGAACAAUGAGAAGAAAGGUCAAUACACGAAAUUCUGGAACGAGUUUGGCAAGUCCAUUAAACUGGGUAUCAUCGAGGAUGCAUCUAACCGGAACCGCUUGGCUAAACUUCUCAGAUUUGAGACAACCAAGUCAGAUGGAAAAUUGACUUCCUUGGAUCAGUACAUCAAGAGAAUGAAGAAGGGGCAAAAGGAUAUCUUUUACAUUACCGGAACCAGCAAGGAGCAAUUGGAGAAAUCUCCGUUCCUCGAGAGGCUCAAGAAGAAGGGCUUCGAGGUCAUCUUCUUCACGGACCCAGUUGACGAAUACUUGAUGCAAUACCUGAUGGACUACGAAGACAAGAAGUUCCAGAAUGUGUCGAAGGAGGGUCUGAAACUCGGGAAAGACGGAAAGGACAAAGAGCUCAAGGAAUCGUUCAAGGAGCUCACCAAGUGGUGGAAGGAAUCGCUCGCCACCGAGAACGUGGACGAUGUCAAAAUCAGCAACCGUUUGGCCGACACUCCAUGUGUCGUGGUGACCUCCAAGUACGGAUGGAGUGCAAACAUGGAGAGGAUAAUGCAAUCUCAGACACUUUCUGACGCGAGCAAGCAAGCUUACAUGCGUGGAAAGCGGGUUCUCGAGAUCAACCCCCGACACCCCAUCAUCAAGGAACUCAAGGAGAGAGUUGCGAGUGACCCUGAGGAGGAGAGCGCGAAAGAGACGGCGAAACUCAUGUACCAAACGGCUCUAUUAGAGAGUGGGUUCAUUCUCCAAGACCCGAAGGACUUUGCCUCGCGGAUCUACAACUCUGUCAAGACCAGCCUCAACAUCAGCCCUGAUGCAGUACCUGAGGAGGAAGCCGAGGUGGAAGAAUCUGAAACCAACGACAACUCCGAAAUCAAAUCAGAGGAGACAUCGGGUGGCGGUAUAAACCUCGAGGCCGAGUCCGUAGAAGAGGACACCGAACCAACAGUGACCAAGGACGAACUGUAGAUUCAAACAAAAGCUAGGAGGACACAAUGUGGGGGUGGUCUUUGUUCUUCACUAUAUCAUCUUCUAGUGUUUAGACGAAGCAAACAAUGAUUUAGGUUUUUUUUUUUGAGGGAGCAGAAAUCUAAGAAAACGAUAAUUAAUGUCUCUCUGUACUUUGUCAUAUCUGAGUGAGUGAACUUCUGUUCGAGGGUUUCUCUGUUUUUCUUAAAAUGACCAUCACAAUCAGGGGUCGACACUGGUCGGGUAUCCUGAUUUUUUUAGUAUUCAGGUUUUGUCUUGUCUUCA
Molecule: messenger RNA, 2855 nt
Organism: Tarenaya hassleriana
Lineage: Eukaryota; Viridiplantae; Streptophyta; Magnoliopsida; Brassicales; Cleomaceae
Product: endoplasmin homolog
Exons: 15
Coding region: 78-2570 (830 amino acids)
Biological process (GO): protein folding
Molecular function (GO): ATP-dependent protein folding chaperone; ATP binding; ATP hydrolysis activity
Source: RefSeq, a predicted model, not a curated record